UCAGCUGAUCGAUGAGGAAGUAAACAACGUCGAACUGAACCGGGGCAACACGACGGAGAAAGGACCGGCUCGACAAAUGACAUCUCUGAUCUGCACCUUACAAGACCAUCGGGAUGAUGUCAACUGGUGCGCCUUCUCCGGCGAACUGUUUGCCACGUGCUCCGGGGACAAAACCCUCAGGGUGUACAACUCCCGCGACUUCUCCGAGCUGCCCUUCUCGCCGCUGUCCGGACACGGAUACGGCGUCCACUGCUGCUGCUUCAGCCCCUGCGGACAGUUCCUGGCCUCGUGCUCCACGGACGCAACCACGAUGGUUUGGUCCACCGUCACCGGCGAGAUCGAGUUCGUCCUGGAGCAUCCCGGUCGUAGUCCAGUGAGGAUCUGUGCGUUCUCUCCGGACUCUGCCCACCUGGUUUCUGGAGCAUCGGACGGCUCUUUGGCUCUGUGGGAUUUCCCCUCCAAACAGCUGCGCAGGACCGGAGCGGUGAACGACACAACCAUGGUGGCCUGCUCCUUCAGCCCCUGCAGUCAGGUGUUCAUGACCGGCUCCACCUACGGGGACCUGCGCCUGUGGGACCUGGACAUGAACCAGCUCCACGUGGAGAAGAACGCUCACGACCUGGGGGUCACCUGCUGCACCUUCGCUCCCAGCAUCCUCAGCGGUGGUCAAGUCGUGCAGUUUUGUCUGGCGUCCUGUGGGCAAGACAGUCUCCUGAAGAUCUGGGCCAUUACCAAGUUCACCUCAGGAGGAUCUAAGAUGCGGCUCCUCCACACGUUGAGGGGCCAGUCGGCCCCGGUCCUCUCCUGUGCCUUCUCCUCAGACGGGCAGCUGCUCGUGUCUGGCUCAGUGGACAAAACUGUGACAGUCUAUGACGCCAAGAAUGCAGUUUUGCUUUACACAUUGAACCAGCACGAGAGAUACGUGACGGCAUGUUGCUGCUCUCCAACUUCACCACUCAUCGCUACAGGAUCCAUGGAUAAGACUGUCAACAUCUGGAGGCUGGAGGAUGGGUGCAGUGAACGUGGCGGGAAGUCAUUGCCUGAAGGGUCUGAUCGGACAUCAAGUGAAGGGAGAAGCUCAGCGAGUCGAUCCAAGCUGCUGGUCAGCGAUUGGUCGGAGGGGGACGUGGCUGCGUGGCUGGAGGAGGAAGGCCUCCAGGGAUUGGUGGACAAAUUCAGGGCCAACAACAUCGACGGGACGGAGCUGCUCGGUCUCACCAAGGAAACACUGACGUCAGAGCUGCACAUAGAGUCAGUAGGCCUGCGCAGUAAACUCCUAAGGAAGGUGCAGGAUCUGAAGAGCGAUUCGGUGUGUUCAGGCAUUCCUGACGAGUUCUUGUGUCCAAUCACCAGAGAGCUGAUGAGGGAACCCGUCAUUGCUGCCGAUGGAUACUCGUAUGAGAGAGAGGCCAUCAAUGGCUGGAUCGGCACUAAGAACCGCUCCAGCCCCAUGACCAACCUCCCUUUACUGACGACGCUGCUCACCCCUAACCACACCCUGAAGAUGGCUAUUGGCCGCUGGAAGACCAACCACUAGCAUCCCAACUGUUCUCCCUAAAGUGACAGAAGCCACAGCCAUUUCACGUAUGGGUGCAAAUGGUUCGGUUCCAAAUGAGGCACCUGCACACUUGGGGCAGCGUCUUUGUUUGCAUUCAUUUUUAAAGCUGACAUUUUUUAAACCACUGGGGAGCAGAAUUGUAGCAACAACUCUAAAUGUACUUGUAGUUUAUGAAGUUUGAAUGGCCAUAACAUUUAAUUAAGUAGCUACAGAGCGAUAUGAGCAUCCCAGGAGACGGCUCCUUUUGGCCACCUGAAGAACACAACUUUAAAAGCGGCUACAAUCAAAAUGAUCAUAACAACAAAGCUCUACAGACGGUUUUGACGUGAUUUUUGCUUUCUGCAAAUGUACUGUUUUGGUUCACUCUCUCUUCGAUGAAACUGAGGAGCAUUUGGCAGUUUAAGAGCCAGAUAUAUCCCUCAGGAGAUGGUGGAGACCAAACACCGGGCUAACAGAGAGUGAACAUUGGAUUCUUCAGGUGGCUGCAUGCUCUGCUGGACGUGUUAAUAAGCACGUUUGAAUGCACUUAAUAAAGUGAUGAUGUGUCAAUCAGCUGGGAAAGGGGGUUGUCUUGUCUGAUCAUGGACAGUUUUCUGGUUUGUUAAUCAAUAUACAAAAACACGAGUUCUGUAUAGAGACCACAUAACAAUAGAAACAAGUAAACAAAAUGUACACUGCAGGCUCCUGAUUUUUUUUUAUUUUUAAGUGUAAUGACUAACAUUUUGACUAGGCUCUAACUAACAGGCAAAUUAGUUUAUUUCAAAAUGAGUCGCAUUUAUAAAUAUAUGUAUCAAUAAACAAAGCUAAACAUGUAGCAUUAAAAUUAAAACAUUGAUUGGGAGGCCUUACGUGUAUAUAUUUUAUAAUCAUUGUUACCUUUCUUUGAUUGAACAACCAGAAAACAAUAAACUGAGUUUCUGGGAGCUACAUACUGGGGCGUUAAUUUGCAUUUGAAUCAGGAACACCAAUUAAAAAUGAUUAAUGUUGGUUCCCUUACUUUUUGCACUAACUGCAGGACAUAUUUGUGCUCCUUAGAGUGUCAUUGCAGGACCUUGCUUGUUGCAAACCUUGUUUGAACAGCUAACAUUCAGCACUUAAUGAAAUGAAUGACAUUAAUGAAGAUAGUUCCUAGAAUUUGCAACGUCCACAUUUUUAUACAAGCAUUUUAUUUUGAUGGCGUGAUUGUCAGAUUAGAUAAGUUAGGUUGUUCCAUAAACCUUUUACCCAUCCACACACUGAAGCAGAGGCAACAUUUGAUGGAUUAUACUGUGAAAGAAGGAGAUGUAGAAAUGUAGUCCUCCAUUGAUAUUUUAUUUUACCACAAUAAUAAUGUGGUAACAUUUUGUAAUCCAUAUACGACAACUAAGGACAUUCAGCUGUGUACAAAGUCUCUUAAGAUGUUCUAUCCUUGACUGUUGCUUGUGUAAAUGCUCUCUCUGUAUCCAAAUAAACCAAUAAACACUUCAUAUGAAUAUGCUCUCUGCUAUGCAAAAAUAAAUAACGUACUGUGAA
Messenger RNA from Cyclopterus lumpus (lumpfish), 3070 nucleotides. It is a transcript of the gene wdsub1, whose product is annotated as WD repeat, sterile alpha motif and U-box domain containing 1. Gene Ontology annotation, biological process: protein ubiquitination. Bases 77 to 1537 code for a protein of 486 amino acids. Lineage: Eukaryota; Metazoa; Chordata; Actinopteri; Perciformes; Cyclopteridae. The record is from RefSeq and is a predicted model, not a curated record. Gene Ontology annotation, molecular function: ubiquitin-protein transferase activity; protein binding. The transcript has 13 exons.